Thalassophryne amazonica is the source of this 1683-nucleotide messenger RNA. RefSeq names its product G protein-coupled receptor 139 (gene gpr139). Bases 366 to 1490 code for a protein of 374 amino acids. Gene Ontology annotation, biological process: G protein-coupled receptor signaling pathway. Gene Ontology annotation, molecular function: neuropeptide receptor activity. The record is from RefSeq and is a predicted model, not a curated record. Lineage: Eukaryota; Metazoa; Chordata; Actinopteri; Batrachoidiformes; Batrachoididae. The transcript is spliced from 2 exons. Gene Ontology annotation, cellular component: membrane.
CUCAGCUUGCUCUCUCUCUCUUCUUCCCCGCCCCUCACUCUCAUACACUCAGGCAGCAUCCUCCUCUUUCUACUUCUACCUUCGCACUCACCUCUCCACAGCGCCUUCCGCUCCGCUCCGCUCUCUUUCCCUCUGUCACCCACUAACACAUAUCAUCUCCUGCAUCUCGUCUUCUGGCUCCCCUGUCACACUCCGGCUUCUUCUGUUCCUCCCUCCGUCUCAGACACUCAGCCUCAGCUGUCUCACACAAACGCACUCGUACACACUCAUGCUGAUUGGCAUCCAAGGACAGAGCACCCUCUCUGCCAAAGCCAGCUACCAGGCAGUUUUCUUGUGUGGAGAAGCUUGUUGAGUCUGAAGAAACCAUGGAGCACAGCCACAUCUUUCCUGUUUUUCCUCCUAACGGGAGCACCUGGAGUCCAGGGCAUCAUCCCCCUGAGGUUACCCAGGGAUGCCCCCUCGGACCACUGCCCGUCAUCUACUACAGUGUCCUGCUCUGCCUCGGCUUGCCAGCCAACAUCCUGACCGUCAUCAUCCUGUCCCAGCUGGUGUUACGUCGUCAGAAGUCCUCCUACAACUAUCUCCUGGCUUUGGCGGCUGCUGACAUCCUUGUUCUUCUCCUCAUUGUUUUUGUCGACUUCAUCCUGGAGGAUUUUAUUUUGGUCACGCCACUGCCUCUGUCACUGAACAACGCGGUGCAAGUCCUGGAGUUCUCCUCCAUCCAUACCUCCAUCUGGAUCACCGUGCCGCUCACCAUUGACCGUUACAUUGCAGUUUGCCAUCCACUGCGCUACCACACCGUCUCCUACCCAGCGCGCACACGGAGGGUGAUACUGGCGGUCUAUGUUGGGUGUCUGCUAUCUGCUGCUCCAUAUUACUGGUGGCCUGAGCUCUGGCACAGCCUGCCUGGAGUUGAUGGCAGUGAUGGAGAGAGCGGCAGAAGAACCAUAGCCCAGCAUGUUCUUGUGUGGGCCCAUUGUGCCACCGUCUACCUCCUCCCCUGUACCGUCUUCUUUUCCCUCAAUACUGUCAUCGUGCGGAAGUUGCAAAGACGCCGGAGCUGCUUCCGUCUGCGCGGCUAUUCUACUGGCAAAACCACUGCUAUUCUCCUGGCCAUCACCUCUAUUUUCGCCAUUUUGUGGGCCCCUCGCACCGUUAUGAUCCUCUACCAUUUCUACUCCCAUCCGCCAGCCUCAGACGAUGCUGGCCGACUGCUCCAUAUGCUCACCGAUUUGGCAAAUAUGCUAGCUUUGCUCAACACUGGUGUCAACUUCUUUCUCUAUUGUUUCAUCAGCAAGCGCUUCAGGGGAAUGGCUGCCAAUGUGCUACGAGCCCUCGUCCAGUGCCGGAAACAGCCACCACCAUUUUACGCCAGCCACAAUUUCUCCAUUACAAGCAGUCCGUGGAUCUCACCGGCCAACUCUCACUGCAUCAAGAUGUUGGUGUACCAGUAUGAUAAAAAUGGGAAACCCAUUUGUAUUUCCUCUUGAUUUCUCAGCCACAUCGGCCCAACACACCCUCAGUCCUUAUGGGACAUCCUGGAGGCUUUGUCUCCUUGGCGACAGGCUUUGUCCUCAUGGGACUAUAUGAAGCUUGCAAAUGUCAACAUGCCCACAGGGUAGCGAGAUGACAGUUUGGCUAGCUUUCAGCGAUAACAAAACUGUAAGCUAGGAAGGUGGAAAA